This is a messenger RNA of Gossypium raimondii (Peruvian cotton), 1570 nucleotides long. RefSeq names its product probable glycosyltransferase At5g03795. The record is from RefSeq and is a predicted model, not a curated record. Lineage: Eukaryota; Viridiplantae; Streptophyta; Magnoliopsida; Malvales; Malvaceae. The coding region runs from base 150 to 1526 and encodes 458 amino acids. The transcript has 3 exons. Gene Ontology annotation, molecular function: glycosyltransferase activity.
AUUAUUAUUUACUCAUUCUUGUUUAUUUACACUUUCUUCCGAAGGAGGCAACUGAAACAUCCAGUUCAGUUUAUGUUGCCUCUGUUUUAGUAGCCCUGUUUUCAAACUUUGAAAAAGGUCAAUAUCUUCCUCUCAAUCACCCAAAGCAAAUGGCACAUCCUUCAAUGCUCCUCCAUAGGCCUCUUGCCUCCCUCCCUUCCAGCGCCUUCUUCUUCCUUCCUGCAACUUUAGCUCUCUUUACUACACUUUUCAUCCUCUUUUACAUCUUCACAACUCCAUCUCUCUUCAUUUCCCAUCAACAUAAACACAACUUAAAAUACCCACUUGGGCCCUCUCAGUCUUCCCCAUUGACCCCAAUUCUUCCCUCAAAUGGGAGCUUUCAUUUGUCAGCAAAGUUUCCAUUCAAUGAUGUUUUUGGUGGUGAAGAUGGGACUGUGAGUCCAGUGUCCUCAAGAUCUCAUUUUGGGUCAAAGGGAAACUCCAUGAACGACAUCGAUGUGUUCCGUGACGGAGAUAUCUUUCUGGAGGAUUAUCAACAGAUGAACCGGAGCUUCAAGAUAUAUGUUUAUCCUCACCGGCGAGAUGAUCCCUUUGCACAUGUAUUCUUGCCUGUGGAUUUCGAACCUGGGGGCAAUUAUGCUAGUGAAAGUUACUUUAAGAAGGCUCUUAUGAAUAGCCAUUUCAUAACCGAAGAUCCGAGGAAGGCGGAUCUUUUCUUUCUGCCUUUCUCGAUCGCAAGGUUGAGGCAUGAUCGUAGAGUUGGUGGAGGCGGUAUCCAAAGCUUUAUCCGAGACUACAUCUCCAACAUUAGUACAAAGUACCCUUACUGGAAUCGUACUGGUGGAGCAGAUCAUUUUUACGUUGCUUGUCACUCUAUCGGACGAUCGGCCAUGGCUAAAGCCGAGGAUGUAAAACUUAAUGCCAUACAGAUUGUGUGUUCUUCGAGCUAUUUCCUUCCGGGGUACGUUGCUCACAAGGACGCAUCUUUGCCUCAAGUAUGGCCGAGAACCGACGAUCCUCCUACUACUACAUCCGAAAGGAAGAAACUUGCGUUUUUUGCCGGAGCGAUCAACUCCCCGGUACGUGAAAAGCUUGUAAAGUUUUGGAGAAAUGAUUCUGAGAUCUAUGCUCAUUUCGGUCGGCUUAAAACACCAUAUGCUGACGAGCUCCUUGGUAGCAAGUUCUGCCUCCAUGUAAAAGGCUUCGAAGUUAACACAGCUCGAAUAGCGGAUUCGUUAUAUUAUGGUUGUGUCCCGAUAAUCUUAGCUAACUACUAUGAUCUUCCGUUUGCUGAUAUACUGAACUGGAAGAGCUUCUCGAUUGCUGUCGUAACUGUGGAUAUCCCGUUGCUCAAGAAAAUUCUUCGAGGGAUAACUUCCGACGAAUAUUCAUCGUUACGAGGCAAUGUGUUGAAGGUACGUAAACAUUUCCAGUGGCAUGUUCCUCCUAUAGAUUUUGAUGCAUUUUUCAUGGUGAUGUAUGAAUUAUGGCUCAGAAGAAGUUGUAUUCGAAUGAGUAAUGACUAAUGACAAUUUGUCAAAUUUUCAAUGAAUGCUUUUUUUAAACAAAA